GAUUUCGCCUCUAACUUUGCAGCUGCUGCCAAGAAAUUCGCUGACGGCGGUCUUUCUAUGGAUGUCAAGCUCCUAACUGCUGAUGCAGCCUACCCUCCUGAGGCACCGAAAAUCAAGAUAAACUAUCGUGAAAACCUCGAUGAUGAUGAGGAUGAUGAUGACCAGGACUUCCAAUAA
Molecule: messenger RNA, 177 nt
Organism: Strongylus vulgaris
Lineage: Eukaryota; Metazoa; Nematoda; Chromadorea; Rhabditida; Strongylidae
Source: the annotation of a GenBank genome assembly